CGUAUAUGCACCAAUCAGCGUUACUGUUGCAAAUUGGUACCUGUUCCAUGUUUUCCCUUUGCGAAGUUGUUGCGUUCAAUCGAAUGAUGAUGUGUGGCUGUUGAAACAGGAAGCAUCAACAAAAUGGUUCCUGUUGAUUAAAUCACAAUUCAUCUAUGAACCCUAGUCUUAGAUGGAACUUCUGGAUGACCUCAGCUUACAUAGAGACUAAAAACAUCAUAAGUUUUGUUUAAAUCACGAACUGACAUCAUGUCGCUCUCCGACAGGGAAUGGGAUGACUUAAAAACACUGUUGGAUAAGACCGUACAAAAAUUUCUUGGGUUCAGUGAGACAGCCCUGGUCACUGCAGCUCUCAACUGUAUAGAUAAGGGUUAUGAUAAACACAAAACUGUUGAUAAGUUACUGGUGAUUCUAGAUGAAGGUCAAGCGAAGCGUUUUGCUGACAAGUUGUUUGGGGUAUGGGAGGACUACAAAGCAUCCAACAGAAAUGCCAGGAAAAAGAGGAAGGAUGACCGCGAUGAAGGAACAGAAACAAAGAGAAAGAGAAGAUUUGUAGAUGAUGGUCCCCCUGCCAUUCCUGGUCCAGGCAAUCCCAGUCCUGGUCAGCUUACUACAGACAAGAUCAAAGAAAUGAUGCAGAAUGCUCAGAAAAUGAUCGAAGAAAGGAAAACUCAGUUAAUGGUGACUGUACCGUCAGCUUCCAAGCCGUCCAUGUCUCAGACCCAGGUGCUAAUGUCUGACGCAAUGGAGAAGGCGAAGCGAGCAGCAGAACUCCAGGCCAUGAUACAGAACAAGAUGUCCAGUCUGUCUGCUUCAGGGGUACAACUUCCCAACCUGAAACAGCUACCUUUACAAAACAAACCUACGCCCCUGAUUUUAGAUGAGGAGGGAAGAACUAUUGAUGCUAUGACUGGGCAGGCAGUCCAACUCCAACAUCAUACACCUACGCUUAAGGCAAAUAUUCGAGCUAAAAGACGAGAACAGUUCAAAGGCCUGAUAGAGAAACCGCCGGAGGAAAUCAGCGAAAGUCGAUUCUUUGAUUCCCGAGUUGAGGCUAAGAGUGCCCAGAGACAAAGACGUUCAUUCAAGUUCCAUGAAAUUGGCAAGUUUGAACAAAUGGCUGGCAGGCUUCGGGCAAAGGCCCAGCUAGACAGAUUACAGAAUGAGAUUGCCUACGCUGCCAAGAAGACUGGGAUUGCAUCAGCAGCAAAAUUAGCAACACUUGCUCCAAAGAAAGAACUACAAGAAGGAGAGGUUCCAGACAUGGAGUGGUGGGAUGCUUAUAUCCUCACUGGCGACAACUACACAGAAAGUGAUCACAUUGAUCGAGAUAAAAUGUUUGGCAUCACAAAUCUUGUGGAACACCCCAUACAGAUGAAACCUCCAGCUGAACCCGAGAAGCCUCCUGAAAUUCAUGUUUACCUUACAAAGAAAGAACGGAAGAAGUUACGUCGGCAAAAUCGACAGGAAGCCCAAAAGGAUGAACAGGAAAAAAUAAGACUUGGUUUGCAACCACCUCCAGAGCCAAAAGUGCGAAUGGCUAAUCUAAUGAGAGUUUUGGGAAAUGAGGCAGUACAAGAUCCCACUAAGAUUGAAGCACAUGUCCGCGCUCAGAUGGAAAAACGGCAAAAACAGCACGAGGAGACAAAUGCAGCAAGAAAGUUAACCACAGAACAGAGAAAGGAAAAGAAAGCUAAAAAGCUGAAGGAAGAUGUUUCUCUAGGUGUUCAUGUUAGUGUGUACAGGAUACGAGAUUUAACGAAUGCCUCUAAAAAGUUCAAGAUAGAGACCAAUGCCAAGCAGCUGUACAUGACAGGGAUUGUGGUGCUAUAUAGAGACUGUAACGCCGUCGUAGUGGAGGGAGGCCCUAAACAACAGAGGAAGUUUAAGAGACUGAUGUUGCACCGUAUUAAAUGGGAGGAGGAUCAUCACAAAGGGAAGAAAAAAGAUGAUGACGACAGUGAUUCUGAGGAGGAGUCGGAUAAGACAAACAAAUGCCACCUUGUGUGGGAGGGAACAACAACAACGAGAGCAUUUAACGAGAUGAAAUUUAAAGUGUGCCCUACAGAACUUUUUGCUCGUGAACAUUUCAAAAAAUGUGGGGUUGAACAGUACUGGGAUUUGGCAUACCGAGGGGCCAUCAUGGAAUCUACAGGCGAUGAUGACUUUUGACAUCUCUCCCUUAUUGUUCUCAAAAUGUCUUAGGAGGUGUCUUUCACAAGAGAAUACCUGAACUUGACAAGAGGUGAUGGCUGUUGACCUCUGAGGGUCAGAUGCAUAAACUCUGAACUCUCCAAUGAAAGCCGUUUCAUGUACUAUUAGUGUGAGGGAUAGUUGAUCUCCAACUUGCACAGCAGGAACAAAAUGUGCUAUCAUCUGGUGAAUUUAACACCUAAAAUCUGUGUCUUGAAAGUGCUUUUAUAAGCUAUGUCCAUUAUGUUUGUCAUUUUCUAUUAAAGCAAACAUAUAAACCUAAUAAGAAUCUUUGGCACUUUCAAUCCGAAAAAGUUACAAUGAUUGCAUUUCAGAGGUCUCCAAAAAUAACUGUAAUCAACAUUCAGCAGUCAGUAAUGGUUGAAGGUUUGGAUGUUUGAAUCAGUAAAUAUCAUGAGGUGUAUGGCAAGGUUGAAAUGAUUGUUAUGUUAAAUACAAUAUUUUGUAUCGUAGAGGGAAUUUGCUAAAUGUAAAGUGUAACUACUAUUACACCAGUGGGGAUAACAGACAACGGCCGCAACUAAUGUCAGGGAUAUCUUGAUUCAGUUAAAACACGCUUUCUACUUGAUCCCAAAAAGAAGAGUUCAUAAGCAUCUUGAAUAAACCAACAUAAUGUUCUAUUAAUAGAGUGGAAUCAAGGGUCGCGGUGGCUGAGUGGUUAAGGUGUCCCGACACUUUAACACUAGCCCUCCACCUCUGGGUUGCAAGUUCGAAACCUACCUGGGGCAGUUGCCAGGUACUGACCGUAGGCUGGUGGUUUUUCUCCGGGUACUCCGGCUUUCCUCUACCUCCAAAACCUGGCAUGUCCUUAAAUGACCCUGGCUGUUAAUAGGAUGUUAAACAAACCAAACCAAAAGUGGAAUUAAUUAUGAUUUAUAUGAAGCAGGAAGAAAAGUUUGAUAAAUCUCACUUCAGUAUCCUUUACCAACACUCGGCUCCUCUGUGUCUGUUGUCCUCUGAUGUGUACAUACAAUGUAAAUGUUAUACACAAAAUCUUGGCGGUCAAGGUAUGUGAAUGGAAUUGGCUCACCAGCCUCAUUGGUCUCCACAGAAGCUUUUUUUUCAGAAUGGCUGUUAAUGUGGUAUAUAAACAUGCGAGAGAGUUGUCAAUCAUUUUUAUUCAUGAGUGAAAGAGUCAUUAAAUUGAAAUAAAAUCAUUCAAAAAUCA
Messenger RNA from Pecten maximus, 3382 nucleotides. Its product is annotated as U4/U6 small nuclear ribonucleoprotein Prp3-like. Bases 250 to 2172 code for a protein of 640 amino acids. Lineage: Eukaryota; Metazoa; Mollusca; Bivalvia; Pectinida; Pectinidae. The transcript is spliced from 20 exons. The record is from RefSeq and is a predicted model, not a curated record. Gene Ontology annotation, cellular component: U4/U6 x U5 tri-snRNP complex. Gene Ontology annotation, biological process: mRNA splicing, via spliceosome.